This is a messenger RNA of Rhinopithecus roxellana (golden snub-nosed monkey), 568 nucleotides long. Its product is annotated as late histone H2B.L4. The record is from RefSeq and is a predicted model, not a curated record. Gene Ontology annotation, cellular component: nucleosome. NCBI's taxonomy places the organism in Eukaryota, Metazoa, Chordata, Mammalia, Primates, Cercopithecidae. Gene Ontology annotation, molecular function: structural constituent of chromatin; DNA binding; protein heterodimerization activity. The coding region runs from base 79 to 534 and encodes 151 amino acids. The transcript has 2 exons.
AAGGUUAGCCCAGAGCAUGUUCUGGAUUGGGAUUGAGUCACGCCCCUUACCUCCCACCCCCCCCACUCUCCCAGGUGCAUGUCCCCAGCCACACCUGGUGGGGCAGCUGACUUGAUAAAAAGUAGCUCCGAGGGGGUGGGCGGGGGCUAUUCGAGGAGCAGGAGGAUGAGCGCUGAGUAUGGACAGCGGCAGCAGCCCGGGGGCCGUGGGGGUCGCAGUUCUGGGAACAAAAAGUCCAAAAAGCGCUGUCGGCGCAAGGAAUCCUACUCCAUGUAUAUCUACAAGGUGCUGAAGCAGGUGCACCCUGACAUCGGCAUCUCUGCCAAGGCCAUGAGCAUCAUGAACUCGUUUGUAAACGAUGUGUUUGAGCGGCUGGCAUGUGAGGCUGCCCGGCUGGCCCAAUACUCGGGCCGGACCACCCUGACAUCCCGAGAAGUCCAGACAGCCGUGCGUCUGCUGCUGCCUGGGGAGCUGGCCAAGCACGCUGUGUCCGAGGGCACCAAGGCUGUCACCAAGUACACCAGCUCCAAGUGACCCAGGGUCUGACAAAAAUAAAGGCUGAACUGUU